AUAAUGACUGUCAAAUUUUAGUUUUGAUUGCCGCUUGGCAAAAAUCAUUAGAUUGUAGAUUUUGAGCGAAUUGUUGCUGUAAAUUGUUAUUGUUGUCUUAUUUGCUGUAGUAUUCGUUAUAAUUGUGAAGUAAUUAGAAAAUUUACACAGCAGCCAUGCCUAGUCAAGAAGUUUUAACCACAAAAGUCGUGGUUCAUCCUUUGGUCCUAUUGAGUGUGGUGGACCACUUUAAUCGUAUGGGCAAGAUAGGCAAUCAAAAACGAGUUGUAGGCGUCUUGCUGGGCUGUUGGAGAGCGAAGGGCGUCUUGGAUGUAUCCAACAGUUUUGCAGUUCCAUUUGAUGAAGACGACAAAGACAAGUCUGUGUGGUUCCUUGACCAUGACUACUUAGAGAACAUGUACGGCAUGUUCAAGAAAGUCAAUGCCAGAGAGAAGGUUGUGGGCUGGUACCACACCGGUCCCAAACUCCACCAGAAUGAUGUAGCUAUAAAUGAGUUAAUCAGGCGUUACUGCCCUAACUCUGUUCUUGUUAUCAUUGAUGCUAAGCCAAAAGACCUUGGCCUUCCCACUGAAGCUUACCAGGCUGUGGAAGAGGUCCAUGAUGAUGGUUCACCCACCACAAGGACCUUUGAGCAUGUUCCCAGUGAGAUUGGUGCUGAAGAAGCAGAAGAAGUAGGUGUUGAGCAUCUUCUCAGAGAUAUCAAAGACACCACAGUUGGUAGUCUCUCACAGCGUAUUACAAACCAGUUAUUGGGCCUCAAAGGCCUCCACUCCCAGCUGAGUGAGAUCAGAGAUUACCUCAUCCAAGUCGGCCAAGGCUCUUUGCCAAUGAACCACCAGAUCAUUUACCAGCUGCAGGACAUCUUUAACUUGUUGCCUGACAUUGCUAAUGACAGUUUUAUUGACAACCUCUACAUUAAAACUAAUGAUCAGUCUCUCGUAGUUUACUUAGCAGCUCUUGUCAGAUCAAUUAUUGCCUUGCAUAACCUUAUUAACAACAAGAUCACAAACAGAGAUGCAGAAGAAGGAAAGAAAGAAGAUAAAGAUAAGAAGGAAAAGGAGAAGAAGGAGGGAAAAGAUGGAAAAGAAGAUGAUAAGAAGGGAGACGAGAAGACAAAAGGAGACAAGAAAGAAAAAGAUGAAAAGAAAAAGUAAUUUAGAAUCAUCAUUAGAUUAAGUUGUUUGUAAUGCUGAAAUAUUUUUAAAUAAAUUGUAUUUACUAAUUCAA
Messenger RNA from Trichoplusia ni (cabbage looper), 1227 nucleotides. It is a transcript of the gene Rpn8, whose product is annotated as 26S proteasome non-ATPase regulatory subunit 7. NCBI's taxonomy places the organism in Eukaryota, Metazoa, Arthropoda, Insecta, Lepidoptera, Noctuidae. The transcript is spliced from 2 exons. Bases 156 to 1154 code for a protein of 332 amino acids. Gene Ontology annotation, molecular function: protein binding; metallopeptidase activity. Gene Ontology annotation, biological process: proteasome-mediated ubiquitin-dependent protein catabolic process. Gene Ontology annotation, cellular component: proteasome complex; proteasome regulatory particle. The record is from RefSeq and is a predicted model, not a curated record.